Phytophthora sojae is the source of this 1080-nucleotide messenger RNA. RefSeq lists its product as hypothetical. Lineage: Eukaryota; Oomycota; Peronosporomycetes; Peronosporales; Peronosporaceae. The record is from RefSeq and is a predicted model, not a curated record. Gene Ontology annotation, biological process: double-strand break repair via homologous recombination. Gene Ontology annotation, cellular component: Rad51B-Rad51C-Rad51D-XRCC2 complex. Gene Ontology annotation, molecular function: ATP binding; ATP-dependent DNA damage sensor activity; DNA binding. The coding region runs from base 1 to 1080 and encodes 359 amino acids. The transcript has 8 exons.
AUGCUGCAGCGGGUGUUGGCUCGGGAGAAUGUGGACGAGCGGCGGCGCGCGCUGUUUCAGGCUAGCGGCAUCACGACGCACCGCCAGUUGCUGCAGCGCCCAGUGUGGGACGUCGCCCAUGCCGUGGACAUGUCCGUUCGCGAGACGGAGGAGCUAGUGGCCAAGCUCUCGAUCCGACUGGCCCCAGCAAGUCGCUCGGCCUUCGACCUCUUCUUGGAAAGCGCCAACCACCCGACGUUCUUGCGAACAGGACUGGCAGGCAUCGAUCAAGCGCUGAACGGCGGACUGCAUUGCCGAGCAUUGUCAGAAUUUGUGGGCACUUCUGGUAUCGGCAAAAGCCAAGUUGCCAUGACGCUUGCCGUCAUUUGCGCGAUGGAUUACCCAGAGAGCGGUGUUAUGUUUUUCGACGUCGAGCACAACUUCAGUGCUAAACGUCUCCUGCAGAUAACCCUUGCGCGCAUUAGCCUGACAAGUACUGGCCAAGAGGCAAACUUGAAUCAAUUAGCUGCUGGAAUCAUCAAGCGCAUUCGUGUGGUGAAAGUCAAAUCAAUCGCUGUAUUAGCUUCCAAGCUGAAGGAAAUGGAGGAUUCGAUGCAUUCAUUCAGGGUAAAGCUCCUCAUUAUUGACUGCGUGACUACUCUCUUCAACAAGCUCAUAAUGGAGCGACACUCGUUGUAUCGCGCGGUGACGAUCAUAAAGUCAUCCGUGGCAGGCUACGUAGUGCAGCCUUUCACCGUGAAGGAGAAUGGUGUAGUGUCUGUCGAAGACGAGGAGCCACCAGGAGACGUGCCAGAGGAGGACUUCUCUAUCCACGAUGACUUACUCAGCGACAUGGCCAUCAGCGGACUGCAGACGGUGGACCCAGCAUGCACUCUACGAUCCACGCAACAGAGCAACGCAGAGGACCCGGACGCGACGCAGCUCAUUGAGGGAAGCAACGAGGAAUCGCAGUCACACGACCAAGAUGCAACACCUGAAGCUGCAGUGGAGACUGAUGAAACCAGCAGCUUCGACAUCGUGUCCGACUCCAACUCGGAGAACGAGGACGAGUCUUUCUGCUGGGACGUGACAGAGGAGUAG